AUGGCCGACUCCGUCUGGGACCUGCAGAAGGCCAUGCGCUCCUCGUCGCCGCAGAUCACGGGCCGCCGCGAGUCCGAGCCCGGCAUGUCGUCCGGCUUCUCGGACUCCACGACGCCCAAGGCGUUCGACAUUGCUGUGCCCGGCGGGUUCCGGCGCCACCACGUGCAGACGACGCCUAGGCCCGUGGUGUCCAAGGCGCUGCGCGACCAGAUCAUCGACCGCAUCAACGGCGUGUACGACCCCUUCAUCGGCAGCAUUUUGAGCCAGGACAAUGACGAGUACGACGAGAUGAACGUCGAGGAGCGCGCGCGCAGCCUGCUGAUGACGCCGCCGCUGAGGCUGCCCGCGUACCGACGUACGCCGACGGGGAGAGAAAUGGGAACACCUUCAGAGAGGACGGGGCUCAUUAAGACGGAGCCUGCCCCACCGAAGUCGAGGGACAGUGACAAGACGACUACAUUGUGGCACGCGCUGCUGACGCUGCUCAAGUCGUUUGUGGGGACGGGUAUUUUGUUCUUGCCCGAUGGGUUCCGCAGCGGUGGCAUUCUCUUCUCGCCCCUGUGCUUGGCGUUUGUCGCGGCGCUUACACUUUACGCAAUGCUGCGGUUGCUGCAGUGCCGUGAGUUGGUCGGUGGCACGUACGGUCAUGUUGGAUUCAAGGCUUACGGGUCUUGGGGGCGACGCAUGGUGCAGAUCUCCAUCAUCAUGAUGCAGGCUGGCUUCUGCUGCACUUACGUGAUCUUCGUGGCGCAAAACAUGGCGGAGGUGCUCGAUUUCUGGGGGCAUUCUGUGGAUACGUCGAUGCUCAUCCUGCUGCAAAUUGCGGUGUAUAUUCCGCUGUCUUGGAUCCGGUACAUCAGCUACUUCUCCAUUAGCAACCUUAUCGCCGACGUGUUUAUCCUGUACGGACUGGCCUUCAUCCUGGGCAACAGCUUCUGGCUGCUCGCCACGGAGGGCCCCGCGAAGGACGUGCAGCUCUUCAACCAGCAGGAUUACCCCGUGUUCAUCGGUACUUCGAUCUUCACGUUCGAGGGUAUCGGUCUUGUGCUGCCCACUCAGAGCUCGCUGAACCAGUCUCGCCAGAAGCGCUUCCCGCGUUUGCUAUCGUGGACGGUGGUCGGUCUGCUCGUGUUCUACUCGUUCUUCGCCGGCAUCAACUACAUUACGUUUGGUAGCAGUAUUGCUCCUAUGGUCACGUCCAGUCUGCCGCGUAAUGGCUGGUCAAGCUCGGUGCAGUUUGGCUACGCAUUUGCACAGCUCCUCUCGUAUCCUCUGUUCCUCUUCCCUGCCGUGAAGAUCAUGGAGGAGAUGCUGGGCUUCCCGAGGCGCGCUUCCGGCCAAAAGGUUGCCAAAAACUGCUUCCGUGCUGUGGCUGUGCUCGCAACUAUCUGUAUCGCGUACUUCGGCCAAGGUCGUCUCGACCUCUUCGUCUCGAUCGUCGGUGCUUUCUGCUGCGUGCCUCUGAGCUUGGUGUACCCGCCGCUGUUCCACUUGAAGCUGAAUCCGAACGCGUCGUGGAUGGACAAGAUCGUUGAUACGUUCGUGAUCAUCGUGGGCUUGCUCACCUUCUUCUACGUCACGUACUCGAACCUGCAGUCGUGGAGCAAGUAGAUGCGCCCAGGUCGAAGCGAAUGUGCUCAGUAGUGUAGUCUUGCGAUCUCAUUCUCAAAUCACCUUCAUCAACCCAUCAAACAGCAAAUGCUGCCAAGACAAAGCGCACUUAGAUCGCAGCUAGACAGACUGCAACUUCAAAUAGCAAUAGUCUUCAUAAAUUCAUUCUACAACUCAUUC
Phytophthora sojae is the source of this 1791-nucleotide messenger RNA. Its product is annotated as putative amino acid/polyamine transport protein. The record is from RefSeq and is a predicted model, not a curated record. Gene Ontology annotation, biological process: amino acid transmembrane transport. NCBI's taxonomy places the organism in Eukaryota, Oomycota, Peronosporomycetes, Peronosporales, Peronosporaceae. Bases 1 to 1611 code for a protein of 536 amino acids. Gene Ontology annotation, molecular function: amino acid transmembrane transporter activity. The transcript has 3 exons.